This is a messenger RNA of Eptesicus fuscus (big brown bat), 1603 nucleotides long. It is a transcript of the gene HEMGN, whose product is annotated as hemogen. Gene Ontology annotation, biological process: cell differentiation; regulation of osteoblast differentiation. The record is from RefSeq and is a predicted model, not a curated record. Bases 129 to 1550 code for a protein of 473 amino acids. NCBI's taxonomy places the organism in Eukaryota, Metazoa, Chordata, Mammalia, Chiroptera, Vespertilionidae. Gene Ontology annotation, cellular component: nucleoplasm. The transcript is spliced from 5 exons.
GCAAGAUCAAGCAUAAGAAGAUAGCCCAUCUUAUAAUCAGUAAGAGGUGCUGUCAGCAGUAAGUGAGGAAAUUUGGGACAGGCACCUUGAGAAAGUCGGACCAAAUAGCAGGAAGGUAUUGCAGCAAGAUGGAUUUGGGAAAGAACCAAUCUCGUUUGACACUGCAUCAGACACCUGAUUCUCACCAAGAAAACUACGUUCCAGAAGUGAUUGGAACUUGGAGUUUGCGAAACAGAGAGCAGCUCAGGAAAAGAAAAGCUGAAGCACAAGAAAAGCAAACUUCACAAUGGCAAUUUGGAGAGAAAAAAUACAAGCGGCAGAGAACAGGAAAAGGAAAUCAAAGAGGCAGAAAGAACCAGCAAAAUACAGAACUAAAGGUAGAGCCUCAGUCACAAUUAGAAAAGGAAAUGAUGGAGAAUGCACUGGCACCUACAGAGAAAGAAAACAAAUCACCUAGGAGUGUAACUGAAGCUCUCCCUUCAGUAUCCUCCCCAAAGAGAAUUGAACCUGAGAAAAAACUUCCUGCAAUAGGUCAAGAAAGCAUUAUAUGUCAGAAAAAUUCUUCUGAGUACCAAGAAACAACAGUUCAAAACCACCCUUCUGAAAUAGGCCAAGAUAUGGCUGAACCUGAAGACCUCUCUCCUAAAUUGUGCCAAGAAAUCGCUGUAAUUCAAGACCAUUCUUCCAAAAUGUGCCAUGAUAUGGCUGAACCUGAAGACCUCUCUCCUAAAUUGUGCCAAGAAAUCGCUGUAAUUCAAGACCAUUCUUCCAAAAUAUGCCAUGAUAUGGCUGAACCUAAAGACCUCUCUCCUAAAAUGUGCCAAGAAACAUCUGUAGUCAAAGCCCUUCCUUCUAAAACAUAUCCUGGCAUGGAAGGAUGCUCUCUUGAAGUAUACCCCAAACCAGAAGUGCCUAAAGGUUACACACUUGAAACAUACCAAAAAAGAGCUGAACCCAAGGAAGACAGUACUGAACCAGGUCAAGGAAUAGCUGGGACUGAAAGCUUUCCUCCUAAAAUACAACAAGAAAUAGCUGAGCCUAAAGACCUUUCUACAAAAGCAUACCAAGAAACAGUUGAACCUGAACACAUUUCUCAUAAAGCAUAUGAAGAAAUUUCUGUGCCCAAAGCCCUCUCUUAUAAGACAAUCCAAGAAACACCUGCUCAUGAGGAAUGUCCAUCUGAAAUAUACAUUUACCAAAAAACACCUGAGCCUGAAGACUGUGCACUUGAUAUAUACCAAGAAAAACAAGGGCCUGAAGACUGUGCACCUGAAAUACAUCAAGAAACACCUGGGCCUGAAGACCUCUCCACUAAGACAUACGAAAGUAAUAAUGUGCCUAUAGAAUGCUUUCCUGAACCAAACCAAGAAGCAGAUGGGCCCCACGGCCAGGAUCCUAAAGCACACCAGGAAGAUGCUAAGGAUGUUUCUACUUUUUCUCGAGAAAUGAAAGAAAAACCCAAAGCACAAGAACCAGAGACACCAGCAAUUCCAAACGUUCCUCAAGAGAUUCAUCCAGAAAAUGAUGUCUAUAGUUAUGUUUUGUUUUAACAGUGCUCAAUCAUAACAAUUGUGCAACAAAAUACACAUCUUAUUCCACGUGA